CAGAAGCAGAACCAAACUGGAAACUGAAACCUCCAUCACACUUGUGCCAGCCCAGCAGAGACAUCUUAUCUGCAAACUCAUACUGCAAUCAAUCAAUCAAUUAAAAUCCCAAACACACCAAGUUGAGUUUGGUGCCAAGUUCUAAUCACUCCAUUAAUCUCAACUUAAUCCCCACACCUUCAUUACUCUCUCUCUCGUGUAUUUAUCAUUUUUUGUACCUUGAAUUUCACAACUUUCACCUUUCCACUCUUUUUCUCUUAUCCCAAAUUCUCGAUCCAAGGGAAAAAAAAAAAAAAAAAAAAAAUGCCAGGCCUUGUCUCCGUUAAAACUCCACCCGAAACUCCACCGCUCCGAAUCUCCGUCCCCGGAACUCCGACCCAAGCCCAGGCCCAAACUCCGACCCAACAAAGAUUCGAACCCGUAAACUCUGUUUCGAACUCCAAACCCGCCUCUCCGCUUCCGAGACGACCGCCUUCGCCGUCUCCGUCGCGAUCCAAAUUCUCGCCGAGAAAACCGCCGCCCGAUAACCCGAACUCCGAAGCGGCUCUCGACAACCCGGAUCUCGGCCCGUUCCUCCUCAAGCUCGCUCGCGACACUAUCGCCUCCGGCGAGGGACCGAACAAGGCUCUUGACUAUGCGCUCCGAGCUUCGAAGUCUUUCGAGCGGUGCUCCGGUGGAGCUGACGGCGAGCCGAGUCUGGACUUGGCGAUGAGCCUUCACGUUUUGGCGGCGAUCUACUCGAGUUUAGGGCGGUUCGAGGAGGCGAUUCCGGUUCUGGAGCGGGCCAUUCGGGUUCCGGAUCCUCCUAGAGGCGCCGAUCACGCGCUCGCGGCGUUUUCCGGUCACAUGCAACUCGGCGACACGUUUUCGAUGCUUGGACAGGUGGAUCGCUCAAUUGCUUGCUAUGAAGAAGGGCUUAAGAUCCAGAUCGAAGCCUUGGGCGACACCGAUCCACGCGUCGGUGAAACUUGCAGGUACUUAGCUGAGGCCCAUGUUCAAGCAAUGCAGUUUGAUAGAGCAGAAGAGUUGUGCAAGAAAACUCUUGAAAUUCAUCGUGCACACAGUGAGCCAGCAUCUCUUGAGGAAGCAUCUGACCGCCGGCUGAUGGCUCUCAUAUGUGAGGCAAAGGGAGAUUAUGAAUCAGCCCUUGAGCAUCUUGUCCUCGCCAGCAUGGCAAUGAUUGCAAAUGCACAAGACACUGAGGUUGCAGCUAUUGAUGUCAGCAUCGGCAAUAUUUACAUGUCUCUCUGUCGUUAUGACGAGGCUCUCUUUUCCUACCAGAAGGCACUUACUGUCUUCAAAUCCUCAAAGGGUGACAACCACCCUUCGGUUGCCUCUGUCUUUGUACGCCUUGCUGACCUCUAUCACAGAACCGGAAAGCUCCGUGACUCCAAGUCCUAUUGUGAAAAUGCCCUGAGGAUAUAUGCGAAGCCCGUGCCUGGCACCACAGUUGAAGAGAUUGCUGGUGGGUUGACUGAAAUAUCAGCCAUUUAUGAAUCUGUGGAUGAGCCUGAGGAGGCACUGAAGCUUUUGCAGAAGGCAAUAAAAAUGUUGGAGGAUAAACCAGGACAGCAAAGCACGAUUGCAGGAAUUGAAGCACGAAUGGGAGUGAUGUUUUAUGUGGUUGGGAGGUAUGAUGAAGCAAGGAUCUCUUUUGAGAGUGCCAUAACAAAACUUAGAGCAAGCGGGGAGAGGAAGUCUGCCUUCUUUGGUGUUGUGUUGAACCAAAUGGGAUUGGCUUGUGUACAGUUGUUCAAGAUAGACGAGGCAGCUGAAUUGUUUGAAGAAGCAAGGGGCAUUCUGGAACAGGAGUGUGGCCCAUGCCAUCAAGAUACCCUUGGAUUAUAUAGCAAUCUUGCUGCUACCUAUGAUGCCAUGGGGAGAGUUGAUGAUGCAAUUGAAAUCUUAGAGUAUGUUCUUAAAUUAAGAGAAGAAAAGCUUGGAAUUGCAAAUCCGGACUUUGAAGAUGAGAAGAGAAGGCUAGCCGAGCUCCUGAAAGAAGCAGGCAGGACCCGAGACAGAAAAGCAAAAUCACUGGAAAAUCUCAUUGAUCCCAGCUCAAAGAAGAAGAAAGAGGUGACAAAGAGGUGGCCUGGAUUGGGUUUUAGAAUUUGAAAAAAAAAAAAAGAUUGUGCUUCAAUGUCAUGCAACUCUCUUACACGUACACAUUCUGUAGCAUAGAAAACCAUGUAUAGGAUUGAAGUUAUAAUUUGGCGAGGUUUUGUGUUUCUUGAGCUUUAAAAUCCCCGAUUAUUUUGAUAUGUUAAUUGCUUUUCGUUGAAUGUCGGUGUUGUGAGCUUGUUCACUAAAAGGAAAUGCCCAUUUGAGUGAAUAAAUUUUAUAUCCAUGUUUGUUCCUCGUCA
Molecule: messenger RNA, 2363 nt
Organism: Quercus lobata
Lineage: Eukaryota; Viridiplantae; Streptophyta; Magnoliopsida; Fagales; Fagaceae
Gene: KLCR1
Product: Tetratricopeptide repeat (TPR)-like superfamily protein
Exons: 3
Coding region: 304-2115 (603 amino acids)
Molecular function (GO): protein binding
Source: RefSeq, a predicted model, not a curated record